UGGCCUGUGUCGGGGCCGGGCAAAUGCGGUGGCUGUCGGUGCCAGUUUGGGUCGCGGUGUCUUCUGUGAUUGUGCUGUCGGGCGUUCGCUCUCUCUCCCUCUGCUCAGCGCCGGCCCCUUCUUCCUUUCGCAGGGCCCUGCAGGCGGUUUGAAAUUUACUGCAGUCUCUCACUCGAGUUCUCCAUGUGGCCCUAAGCGCCUGGUGCUGAAGGGGAGGAGACAAGAGUGCGGGGCGGGGAAGAGGAGGGCGGCCUGGAGCGGAGCGGCUUGUCUGCCUGCAGCUCCGGUUCCCCCAACCUCUCACGGGGAACGGUUGGUAGGGGACGGUGGAGAGGGUAAAGUGAGGUAGCAGUUCCCUUGUCGCGGCCCGUGUGUGGCGGGCACCGUGGUUGCCCUGGGCCGGCUUUUGCUGCUCUUCCCCUAUCUCUGGGCGUAGGGAGUGAGGGAAGGAAGGAGCCUGAAGCGAUUCCGGGAUCCUCGGGCCCCUCACAUCCCUGGAAACGGUGGAGGGAAGAGUGAAACAAUUCCCCCCUCCCUUCUGAGGUUCUGCGGCAGGCUGGCCCGCAGAUUCAGAGAAUAAAAAUGGGAACUCCUGGAUCAGGACGGAAGAGAACUCCAGUGAAAGACAGAUUUUCUGCAGAAGAUGAAGCUCUAAGCAACAUUGCCAGAGAGCCAAGCCCUGUGUGGGACUCUGGAUCAUGUAUGAUCUUACUCAUCAAGUUCCAUCACUCAUUUUUGGAGAAAACAGCAGAAGCCAGACUUGCAGCAAAACGGGCAGCUCGAGCAGAAGCAAGAGAUAUACGUAUGAGAGAGCUGGAGCGACAGCAAAAAGAGUUUUCUCAGCAUUUAUAUGAUAGAAAAUGGGCUCAUAUCCAGAAAUGGAUGGAAGAUGCAGAGAGAGCCAGAUACUCUCACCAGCCCAGUCGACAUUCACAUUUGAGUGGAAUUUACUAUGAUCAAAGAAAUUAUAGCAGCCUUGGAUAUAGUAAACCAGUUCCUUCCUACCAUGUUUGGUCAUCUUCUCUAUACAGUGAUCCAGUGGCACCAGCUAGGAUUUACAGGCCAUCUGAAUGCAGUUAUUCUUCAAGAACAAGCUCAGUCCGAAGUAGUCCUGUGCUGGAAGAAAAGAGUGAAAAAUCACAUUCAGAAAUAUUUUCAAGGCCCUCAUCUCGCAAUUCAGUAAGUGCAGCUCCUCAGAGUGGCAACUCAUCUAGGAGAGGAAGUGGAGAUGCAAGUAGUUUGGUGGAUCCUGAUGCCUCCCUCAGUGAAUUACGGGAUAUCUAUGAUCUUAAGGACCAGAUACAUGAUGUAGAAGGGAGAUACAUGCAGGGACUUAAAGAACUAAAGGAUUCACUAGCUGAAGUUGAAGAGAAGUACAGGAAAGCUAUGGUUUCCAAUGCUCAACUAGACAAUGAGAAAAACAACUUGAUUUACCAAGUGGAUACUUUAAAGGAUGUUAUUGAGGAGAAAGAAGAACAGAUAGCAGAGUUCUAUAGGGAGAAUGAAGAGAAGUCAAAGGAACUGGAAAGACAGAAACACACCUGCAGUGUUCUGCAGCAUAAGCUGGAUGAACUUAAAGAGGGCCUUCGACAGAGAGAUGAAUUGAUAGAGGCGAAUCAACGUAUGCAGGCGAAUAUAGACUCCAUAACCAAAGAAGUGUUUGAUCUCCAAGAGACAAUUAAUUGGAAAGAUAAAAAAAUAGGGGCCCUAGAAAGACAGAAAGAUUACUUUGACUGCAUUAAGAAUGAGCGAGAUGAGCUCAGAGAGGAGUUGGCUGAUCUGAAGGAAACAAGGAAGAGAGGACAGAAACAUGGAUUAGUUAUAAUUCCAGAUGGCACACCAAAUGGUGAUCUAAACCAUGAAUCAGUGGUUGGUACAAUAACAGUUGUAUCACAGGAAGCUGCUCAGGUCUUGGAAUCUGCAGGAGAAGGACCACUAGAUAUCAGGCUACGAAAACUGGCUGGAGAAAAGGAGGAAUUACUGUCCCAGGUUAGAAAACUGAAGAUGCAGUUAGAAGAAGAACGACAGAAAUACUCUAAAAGUGAUAGCAUGAGUCCAGAUGCAAUAGACUUGGAGAAUGGCUCUGACUUGCAGCUAAUUGAAAUGCAAAGAGAUGCCAACAGGCAAAUUAGUGAAUACAAAUUUAAGCUUUCAAAAGCUGAACAAGAUAUAACUACUUUGGAACAAAAUAUUGGACGACUUGAGGGACAGGUUGCAAGAUAUAAAAGCGCAGCAGAAAAUGCAGAAAAAGUAGAAGAUGAACUCAAAGCUGAAAAAAGGAAGCUUCAGCGAGAGUUAAGAACAGCACUGGAUAAGAUAGAAGAAAUGGAGAUGACCAAUAGCCAUUUAAUGAAAAGGCUGGAGAAGAUGAAGGCAAAUAGGACCGCGCUUUUAUCUCAACAGUGAAAUGGAAAUUGAAAAUACAAUGCACUGCUCCUUGAGUAACUAGUCCCUAGCUUGUUUAUAAAAACAGACUUUCAGUGGCACAAACUAUUUGAACACAGAGCUGUUCACUGGUGGUUUAGUUUCAUAAUUAAAGACAUACUUUUUGUAAUUUAUGAGAGAAUGAAAUGUAGUUUUAAUUCCCAUGUGAAUAACAGCAGUUUUUCAGUAGUGUUUGAUUCUAGAGUCAAAGAUGGAGCACAAUGCUGUAUGUUUUUACAACUGUGGAAUCAAGUUUACUCACGAUCUCUUUUGGCUGCUUUAAUGAUGCUUGAUGCUCAGAGACAGCUGCAUGAAUUCAAGACACUGUUAUGAAACUAACAUAUACUUGCCUAAGACAUCACACAGCACAAGUGCCUUUUAUCUGGUGCAAUUUAGUCUUCAUUGUUGAAAUAACCUUUUGAAACCAGAAAGCAUUUUAUUUUAAGAUACAUUUGGGGUAUUCCCUAAACUUUAUACAUUUUGAAAAUACAUUUUUUAAAAUAUUUAAAUUUAUAAGAAAAAAUAGGGACUGUAUAUGAAGAUCGGCUUCUUUUGCAUGGGCGCAUCUGACUUCUAUGUAAUUUUGUCAAAUACUAGCCCCUGAUCUCUUUGCAUUAACAGCAGAAAUUUAAAAACUGAAGUUGUACGCCAUCAAAUUGUGUCAUCUGCUUAAGUGCGAAUUGAAAUUUUAUGGGGGGAAGAAGGGGGUGAGAAAUGUGGCUAAGAAGAUUAUUAAAUGGACACUUUACUGACCAAAACUGGAUGUUUUG
Serinus canaria (Common canary) is the source of this 3194-nucleotide messenger RNA. It is a transcript of the gene LRRFIP2, whose product is annotated as LRR binding FLII interacting protein 2. The record is from RefSeq and is a predicted model, not a curated record. The transcript is spliced from 22 exons. Gene Ontology annotation, biological process: regulation of DNA-templated transcription. Bases 583 to 2406 code for a protein of 607 amino acids. NCBI's taxonomy places the organism in Eukaryota, Metazoa, Chordata, Aves, Passeriformes, Fringillidae.